AAAAAAAUGUAAAAAGCACUUGCGCUAAUUCUUAAUAGAAAGGAAAGACUCAAAUUCACGUCAUUUCGUAUAUAUGCAGAGUGUCCAGUAAUUGGAGUAAAAUAUGAUGAAUGAAAAAAUUUUAUUCUUUCUUUUCGACUCAUUUUUUCGUGUUUUCAUCACCUGUUAUUUAGUUAUAUAUUCUAUCAUAAAUGAGAUAUUUUCAAUCAAGGGAAUUGUAAGGAAUGUACAAGAUGAGUAUCUUCAUCAGAACUUCCUUUGUAAGAAAUUGAAUGAGCUGUUUGAAUAUUCGCGCUUCUGCAACUAGUUUGUCCAACUGUGAAAAUUGAAAAUUAACUACAAUUUAAAUACUAACCUAACCUACAAUCACAUCUAGUGACUAGUAACAUUUCUUUAGCCGCUACAUGAUUAUUGUAGCGCCAUCUGUGAAAGAAGAAACUUUGAUAAAUAACAAUGGAAGUGUAAUCUUCAAAGUUUCUAAUUUAUGAUCUUUUAUCCCGCCAAAACCUAUGUAAAGUAAAGUGUUUCAAAUAUUAAAGUUAUAAUUUAUAACAGUUUGAGAAAAUUUUUACUUGUUGAGUUUCAUAAAAUGGAACAUUUGGAACAUUUGGCUGAUCUAUUGCCGACUUAUUACGCUAGAUUAUUUCCCUUCCCCGACUAUUAUCGUUGGCUCAGUUAUGGAAAUGCAAACACGUUCAGUCACAGAGAAUUUUCAUUCACUCUCGAAGAUGAUAUCUAUCUUCGCUUUCAAUCAUUUAAAGGUUUGAAAGAGUUGGAGCUUGAAAUAAAAAGGCUUCUUCCUUUCAAGAUUGAUAUAGGAGCAGUAUACAAUGUCAAUCCAAAGGAUUAUCACAAGGGAGCAAAUUUUAUUCCUGUUGAAAGAGAAUUAGUCUUUGAUAUAGAUAUGACUGAUUAUGACGACGUAAGAACAUGUUGCAGUAGUACUGAUAUUUGUUCCAAGUGUUGGAAGUUUAUGGCACUAGCUUGCAAAAUUUUAGACAGUGCUUUGAGAUUGGAUUUUGGAUACAAACACAUAUUGUGGGUAUUCUCUGGCAGAAGAGGUAUUCAUUGUUGGGUAUGUGAUUCCAGUGCACGUACCUUGACUACAACAGAACGUGGUGCAGUGGCAGAGUAUUUGCAAAUUAUAGAAGGUGGUCAAUAUAUGAAGAAAAAGGUGAAUUUACCUGGUGAUAAAAUACACCAUUCCAUCAAACGUGCACUGGAAAUGAUAGAGGCUGUGUUUGUUCCGUUUUGUGUAGAAGAACAAGAUAUAUUAGGAACAGAUGAAAGAAUGGAGAAUUUUCUGCAGAUAAUUUCUGAUGAUGAUGACAGACAAGAGUUAAGAGCACUUUUUGGCCAAUAUAAUUCUAGCAAGGACAGAUGGAACAUAUUUGUCAAAUAUAUUCAGAACAAGAAAACCACGGGAGACAAAAAAUGGUACCAGUAUCGUCAUUUGAUAGAAGAAAUAAUGCUACAAUAUGCUUAUCCAAGGUUAGAUAUAGCCGUCAGCAAAGGAUUGAACCAUCUUUUGAAGUCUCCUUUUUGUGUUCAUCCAAAAACUGGCAAAGUCUGUAUCCCAUUCACUGCAAACACCGUGGAUAAAUUCCAGCCGGACAAUGUUCCAACAAUUACAACACUGAUCGAAGAAAUAAAUGAAUUCGAUUUGAAAGAUAAGACUGAACAGGAAACGUACGACUUGAACGCGAAGAAAAUAAAAGAUUACAAAAAAACUAGUAUUAAUAAGUCAUUGCGUAUCUUUCAAGAAUUUCUAUGGAAUCUGAGCAAUGAGAGAAAGGAGAGCAGGCUCAAACAAAAUGACGAAAAAAUGGAUUUUUAAUUAGAACGUAUUUGCAUUUUUGAAAUAAAUUAAUAGAAUUUAAGAAUAGCAAUGUUUCUGAUUUUAAUUAAAUUAUCACGUCAAUCUUUGGACUAUUUUGGUAUAAUGUUUCGUAAAAUUUUUGGAAUAUACAAAGUUCACUCAAACCUUUCACUUAGCUCAAUAUCGCUUAUUCCAAGAUAAUUAUAAAAGAAUAUAAAUAUCUUCUCGAUAGAGAUCAAUUUAUUUCAGAACAGUUGUUAAUUUUUUUUAAAUAUUUCAAACAUGAACACAGUUUUUCUACUACACCAAUCAAUAAUUUUAUGUAUGUGUAAAAAUGUACUAUUAGUUUAAUUCAUCUGGCUCAUCGUUUUAUUAUAUUUUUUCCACUUUUUCUCACCAUCACGUGUUGCGAAUAUACCGUUUCUUUCACAUGAGCAUAGCCAAACUUGGCAUAAAGACCACAACUCGAUAUCGAA
Frieseomelitta varia is the source of this 2295-nucleotide messenger RNA. It is a transcript of the gene DNApol-alpha50, whose product is annotated as DNA primase small subunit. The record is from RefSeq and is a predicted model, not a curated record. Gene Ontology annotation, cellular component: alpha DNA polymerase:primase complex. Bases 590 to 1837 code for a protein of 415 amino acids. The transcript is spliced from 7 exons. Gene Ontology annotation, biological process: DNA replication, synthesis of primer. Lineage: Eukaryota; Metazoa; Arthropoda; Insecta; Hymenoptera; Apidae.